This is a messenger RNA of Lotus japonicus, 1246 nucleotides long. RefSeq lists its product as uncharacterized. Lineage: Eukaryota; Viridiplantae; Streptophyta; Magnoliopsida; Fabales; Fabaceae. The record is from RefSeq and is a predicted model, not a curated record. The coding region runs from base 258 to 1016 and encodes 252 amino acids. The transcript is spliced from 4 exons.
UAAACAUCCACCGUGAAUGCAAUGCUCCAAACGUUACACAAUCCUAUGUUGUCUACUUCACUGCAUAUACAGUUGAAACCACAACACAGAACCUUCAUUUCUUCAUUCCAAUCUCUUCUUCUACCUUCUAAGCUUCUUCUGCUUGUUCCUCUUGGAAACCAUUCACCAUUGCAGCAACUCUCACUCUCAGUUUUUCCUUUCAAUUUUCAUCCUCCAAUUUUCAUCUCUAAUUCUCUGUUUAUCUUGAACUUUUUCAGAUGGAACCGGAAAACAUAGACUGGGACACCAUCGAAUCAACGUUCGUUGAAGAUGAUACAUAUGAGGACUUUGAUGCACCAAAAUGGGUUGAUCUCUCUGCUUUGGAUGAUGAGCUUCUUGUUGAUGAUGAUGAUGAAGCCUGGUUCUGCAUUCACGAUUGCAAGCAUCCCAAAACAGCUGAAGAUUUUCUUAAACCCACAACCACAAGAAACCCCAAGGCAAAGCUAUUGAGAUUUGGAAGCUUCUCUGAAAUUCUUCCCUUUAGGGACAGACUCAGAAGGCAAAAUUCCUCAGCUGUAGCAAGUUCCAAUUUCAAGACUUGUGAGAAAUCAAGAAGACCCAGUUGUUCAGGAAGCUUGAAUGAAGAAUCUGAGAAUAGAAAUCCAAACUUUUCUGCUGUGAAAGACAAUGGUGGUACCAAGAAGAUGAAGAAGCCAUUGAUUCCAAAUGGGGGCAAUCCAAAACAGUUGAAUGGCUCAACUACAAAGGAGUGUCCUGCAAGGAGUGAUCGAAAGCCGAAGCUGAGGAGUACUUUCUCGGCGCAAAAUUUGUUGGGUGGCAGAGAGAUUCUGAGCCAGAUCACAGGGUUCUGCUCUGAGUUGAAGAGGCUAGCAAGAAAGGGUUCCAAGAAAGGGACAAGUGAGAAUGCUCCGAGACCAAAUGGGGUGUCAGAAGAAGAACAGAAGGAGAAGGAUGAGGAAAAGAGGGAAAGGGUGCCCCUGCUUGUGCUCAAGAAAGGGACAACCUUGAAGAGUUGAAUGUAAUCAAGCCAUGAAGUUGAGUGGAUUUGAUUCGGUUACUUAGGAUUUUGAUAGCUGAAAUGGUGCUAUAAUCAUAUAUUUCAUUUGAUUUUCUUGAUUGGAAUAACUAAGAAGAUCUUGUCCAGAAUGAUUUGGACUUGUUUUUCCUUAUUGUUGUGUAAGAAGGGGGUGAAAGCAAACCUCACCAUUUUUGAUAAUUGACAAGAAAUAAAAUGUUCAAUUCAGAA